GAUGCAUUUCAAAGUAAACUGCACACAUCGGUCUGUUUCUUCCUAAAUAUUUCACCUUGCAUAAUAAAUUACAGUUUGAUAGAAAUUUAAAUAUACAUUUUAAAGAAAGUUGCCAUGGAGCUCUGGUUGUGGGCCCCAUGCUCUAGGCAUCUUGGAUUAUUCUACUCCUUCACACCCCUAACCCCCUAACACCCCAACCCCCUUCCUGAGGCCUAAGAAAUGAAGAUCCAAUUGGAUAUUGAGGUUUGAGAGUAGAAUUUAAGGUUUUGCAUUUCUUUGACCACCCUUCCUUCCUCCUUUAUUUCUUUCCCCCCGCCCCCCAGGCUUCACCUAGACUUCCUCUCCUACUUUUAACAUAUAAGAUGACUUUGUGUAAAUUAUGGAAAGAUAGCCUCUCCAAAGAGGCAGCCUUUCCUGGCCCAUUUAAUCCUGUCAGCAGGAGACCUUUGUGCAGCAUGCAACCUGCACAGCCUCGCAUAGCAGGCUUGGCCCAUUCCACACGAUUGUUGUUAUUCUCUUGAACUGCUUGGCAUGUUGCCGUUCUCAAAAGGUUACCUCUGUUCUAGUCAGUCCUAGCAUUUAUAUCCAAUUUCCUCAAAAGAAAGGCUUUCUCUGUUAAUGGAUCACAUAGUCCAUGCUUUCUUUCCUUUGACUCCCAGAACCUUGAUAUUUGGUCCUUCCACUUCUGGGGGCCUUAUUUAUUCUUGCAUUGAGAUGCCUGAUCCUUUGCACUAUCUCCAUAAUUUACCUGAAUGUCUGGCUUCCUGCCUCCUGCCCUCACCUGCCUGAAGCAGAGUUGUAUUUCAGGCGAAGAGCCUGCAGCAUGGAGUUGCUUAAAAGGCAUCCUUCUGCUCUUCCUAAGCCGGCGCUCGGCAAGUUCUCCCAGGAGAAGGCCAUGUUCAGUUCGAGCGCCAAGAUCGUGAAGCCUAAUGGCGAGAAGCCGGACGAGUUCGAGUCCCGCAUCUCCCAGGCUCUUUUGGAGCUGGAGAUGAACUCGGACCUCAAGGCUCAGCUCAGGGAGCUGAAUAUUAUGGCAGCCAAGGAAAUUGAGGUUGGUGGUGGUCAGAAAGCUAUCAUAAUCUUUGUUCCUGUUCCUCAACUGAAAUCUUUCCAGAAAAUCCAAGUCCGGCUAGUACGUGAAUUGGAGAAAAAGUUCAGUGGGAAGCAUGUUGUCUUUAUUGCUUAGAGGAGAAUCCUGCCUAAGCCAACUCGGAAAAGCUGUACAAAAUAUAAGCAAAAGCAUCCCAGGAGCCAUACUCUGACAGCUGUGCACGAUGCCAUCCUUGAGGACUUGGUCUUCCCAAGCAAAAUUGUGGGCAAGAGAAUCCGCGUGAAACUAGAUGGCAGCCGGCUCCUGAAGGUUCAUUUGGACAAAGCACAGCAGAACAAUGUGGAACACAAGGUUGAAACUUUUUCUGGUGUCUAUAAGAAGCUCAUGGGCAAGGAUGUUAAUUUUGAAUUCCCAGAGUUUCAAUUGUAAACAAAAAUGACUAAAUAAAAAAUAUAUAUUCACAGUAAAAAAAAAAAAAAAAAAAAAAAGGGCAUCUUUCCUG
This is a messenger RNA of Pan troglodytes (chimpanzee), 1553 nucleotides long. RefSeq names its product small ribosomal subunit protein eS7-like. Gene Ontology annotation, cellular component: ribosome; small-subunit processome; cytosolic small ribosomal subunit. NCBI's taxonomy places the organism in Eukaryota, Metazoa, Chordata, Mammalia, Primates, Hominidae. Gene Ontology annotation, molecular function: structural constituent of ribosome. The record is from RefSeq and is a predicted model, not a curated record. The transcript has a single exon. Gene Ontology annotation, biological process: translation; ribosomal small subunit biogenesis; rRNA processing. Bases 824 to 1186 code for a protein of 120 amino acids.